AAGGCUGUGAACUACGAUUCCCGUGAGGUAGUGCGCAAUUCCGCCCCGAUCGCGGCGUCUUCGAACGCGCCGCGGCAGCCAUGUUGGACGUGGCCAGCACAGGGGCCGGCACCAGGGGGUUAUCGAAGCAGCUGUCGCGAUGCUGGGUACCCUGGUAUUGAGAACAGCGCCCGAGCCGCGGCUCCUUCUCCGACUGCUCAGGUCCCCGUCGCUCCGCAGCCGUGGAGGUGCCUCUGGCCGAACCGUGACCACCGGGGACCGCGGGGAGCCGCAGUGGCUGAGGGUGGCCGCCGGGGGGCGCCCUGGACCAUUGCCAGCCUUGCUCCCCGGAGGAGGGGCAACCACCGGGGGGCGCCGGGGAAGAUGCGCCAAGACCCAUGGCCUCGCGGCCGCCGCGUGGGAACACCUUCCUAGCCCUGAAGGAACACUGCCAGGACAGGACAGCUGGAAUGAGGUCCCCAACAGAGCCGGCCUCAGCAUGUGGGCUCUGGCCACGGCGCUGAUGGUUCAUUGCUACAGCAAGAGUCCGUCCAACAAGGAUGCAGCCCUGAUGGAAGCUGCCCGGGCCAACAACGUGCAGGAGGUCAGCAGGCUAUUGUCAGAAGGCGCAGAUGUCAAUGCAAGGCACAAACUGGGCUGGACAGCACUCAUGGUGGCUGCCAUCAACCGAAACGACAGUGUGGUGCAGAUUCUGCUUGCUGCGGGGGCUGACCCAAACCUUGGGGAUGAUUUCAGCAGUGUUUACAAGACUGCUAAGGAGCAGGGAAUCCAUUCUUUGGAAGGAUUGGAUUGGCAUUUUCAUGAGAAGGUCCUGACUUGUGGGUGUGGAUGUGGAGGAUUGAGUAGAAGAUACAACCCUCUUACCCAGAAUACAACUACGCAGAUUCACAGGGAAGUCAUAAGCUCAAGAAAGUCUGACACACCUUCAUCACUGGAGCAUAAAGUCAGUGGCAAAGUGUACAGAGUAUUGAAGGAAGGUGAUGGGGGACAGGACGGUGCAAGCUGGCGUGUCACAAACCAGUGGACAAGUGCCCUGGAGUUCAGGAGGUGGCUAGGAAUCCCUGCUGGCGUCCUGGUCACCCGCGAGGAUGACUUCAACAACCGGCUCAACAACCGUGCCAGCUUCAAGGGUUGCACGGCCCUGCACUAUGCCGUCCUUGCUGAUGACUACCGCACUGUCAAGGAGCUGCUUGAUGGAGGAGCCAACCCUUUGCUGAGGAAUGAAAUGGGACAUACAGCCUUGGAUUAUGCCCGGGAAGGGGAGGUGAUGAAGCUUCUAAAGACGGCUGAGACCAAGUACCAGGAGAAGCAGCGAAAGCGUGAGGCUGAGGAGCGGCGCCGCUUCCCCCUGGAGCAGCGACUGAGAGAGCACAUCAUUGGCCAGGAGAGCGCCAUCACCACCGUGGGUGCCGCGAUCCGGAGGAAGGAGAAUGGCUGGUACGAUGAAGAACACCCUCUGGUCUUCCUCUUCUUGGGAUCAUCUGGAAUAGGGAAAACAGAGCUGGCCAAGCAGACAGCCAAGUAUAUGCACAAAGAUGCCAAAAAGGGCUUCAUUCGCCUGGACAUGUCCGAGUUCCAGGAGCGGCAUGAGGUGGCCAAGUUCAUCGGGUCCCCGCCAGGCUACAUCGGCCAUGAGGAGGGUGGCCAGCUGACCAAGAAGUUGAAGCAGUGCCCCAAUGCUGUGGUGCUCUUCGACGAGGUAGACAAGGCCCACCCGGAUGUGCUCACCAUCAUGCUGCAGCUGUUUGAUGAGGGCCGGCUGACGGAUGGAAAGGGGAAGACGAUCGACUGCAAGGACGCCAUCUUCAUCAUGACCUCCAACGUGGCCAGCGAUGAGAUCGCACAGCACGCACUGCAGCUGAGGCAGGAAGCUCUGGAGAUGAGCCGCAGCCGUCUGGCUGAGAACCUCGGGGACGUCCAGAUCAGUGACAAGAUCACCAUCUCAAAGAACUUCAAGGAGAACGUGAUCCGCCCCAUUCUGAAAGCCCACUUCCGGAGGGACGAGUUCCUGGGACGCAUCAAUGAGAUCGUCUAUUUCCUCCCCUUCUGCCACUCGGAGCUCAUCCAGCUCGUCAACAAGGAACUGAACUUCUGGGCCAAGAGAGCCAAGCAGAGGCACAACAUCACACUGCUGUGGGACCGGGAGGUGGCAGACGUGCUGGUCGACGGCUACAACGUGCACUAUGGGGCCCGCUCCAUCAAGCACGAGGUAGAGCGCCGUGUGGUGAACCAGCUGGCGGCAGCCUACGAGCAGGACCUGCUGCCCGGGGGCUGCACUCUGCGCAUCACCGUGGAGGACUCCGACAAGCAGCUGCUCAAGAGCCCCGACCUGCCCUCAGCCCAGGCGGAGAAGCGGCUGCCCAAGCUGCGGCUGGAGCUCAUCGACAAAGACAGCAAAACCCACAGACUGGACAUCCGGGCCCCACUCCACCCUGAGAAGGUGUGCCACACCCUCUAGCACCUCCCACCUGCCCUCCACAUCCAAUAAAGGCCCCACUGUGGCUUGGCACCCAGCCCGCCUCCCCUCAUGCCUCCCUCCGCCCGAAGCAGUGUGGGCCCAUAAGCUGCUAGCAUGGCUCCCCGAGAGGAGCCACCUUCCCAGCCCGUUACGGCUGGGAGCGGAGAGCUCUGCCUCUUCACAGCAUCCUCUCCCCACCCUGACCCGGCAAGCUCAGGAGUAUGGCAGCUAAGGACGGAUCUGGCUGGAAGCAAAGGGACCAGGCUGUGAUGUGCCACCCUCCAGUGGCCUCGCACAGCGCAAUCCCCACAGCAGCCCCCAGGCAUGGGGGAGGGGUGCAAGGCUCAGGCCCAGACCCAGUUUAGGCUGUAGCUACCACUGUGCUCUAAGGGGAAGCAUCCUUUCUGCUACCCACCAUUCGCAGCCGUGUCCUGGGAUCAGCCUGGGCCACGUAAGGCACUUCUAGGAGGGGCCUCCUCCAGCACGCAGACAGCAGAGUCGCUGGGAAGCCGCAGCAGGCAAGAUCGGAAGGCAGGCUCUCCCCCAGGGAGCCUGCCCAAGCCCUGUCUGUACUGCCUACCCAGCCGAGUUGGGACAGGAACUCUAUUCAGCCUGCAUGUUAGUCACUAAGCGGAACGUUUGGAUACAAUGCCCCAAGUGCACCCAUCUGAGCUUAGCAGGGCACAGCAAAGUCUGGUGCCUCCAUGGACAGCCCCAGCUGUAGCCACCACAGGUGGCCACUCCAGGCCUCGCUUGGCCCAUCUCCAGGGCAGAGAUGAAGACCGCUGGGUGAUGGAAGGAGGUCCAGCAGGGGCCCGGCCCCGGGGCUGUCAGCCGCUGCCUCCCUCCUUGACUGCCGUGCUCGUGGUGGGCGCUGCUGUUCUGUCACACACAGAGAACGGCAGAGUUCCCACGCGCCAUCUACCCAAUUUCUCCUAUUAGUAACAACUUUACAAACCACACUGUAAUUAUCAAAACUCAGGAAGUCACACGGAGGCAGUACUACUCACCCGUCUACAGAUACUCUGGGUUUCCUAUGGGCUCCAGUGCAGGCCACGUUCCUGUCAUCCCCAUCAGCCUGUGGCAGCUCCUCUUUGUCUCUCGUGACCUUGACACUCCUCCAGACUGCUCAUCUGUGAAUGGCUCUUGGUUUGGGUGCGCCUCCUGUUUUCACGAUUGGAAGAAGGUCUGCAUUUUUGCAGGCUGACAUGUUAGUGAUGCUGAGGCCUUUUGCUGCCUCCCACAGACAUGGUGUCUCACCAUCCCAAGGAUAAGGAGGUGUGUCCCGUUUUCUCCACUGUAAAAUGUUUCCUUUGACAUUAAUAAAAAUCUCCCAGUCAGAUACUUUGA
Oryctolagus cuniculus (rabbit) is the source of this 3808-nucleotide messenger RNA. NCBI's taxonomy places the organism in Eukaryota, Metazoa, Chordata, Mammalia, Lagomorpha, Leporidae. The record is from RefSeq and is a predicted model, not a curated record.